AUGUCGGGGUCGCCUGCAGCCAUACGAAAGUACCUUUGGCUAAAAGUCUUCAUGGUUGUGGUUCUCAUGGGCAUGUCAUGGUUCAUGGUUUUUGAAGUGAACGAGACCUACGGCUACCCGUUGGCCACGAACCGCAUGCUGAACUACAGGAACAAGGUCCUCAGCCUCGACAACAAGAACCCCAAGAAGAAGCAUGUGAUAAAGGAGAUUACCCCAGCGGAUGUUAUCAACGUCACGAGCUACCUCAAGAAGACGAACGCGUACUCCGAGUUCUACAAGAACAGAAGAAGCCUUGAGCCCGUCGUGAGCUACGUCGUGCGCACGUGUUUCGAGAAGGAAGUUGCACAGGUCAGUUUGCAGCGUUCUUUUCAAGAAGCGCCAGGAGAGAUCGACCUCCACAAGAUGAUCAAAUCUCCAGAAGUCUUUGGCGCUCUCAACAACGACAUCCUUGAGAAGAUCAAUGCAGUCGAGAUGGAAAGUGAUCUUCAUCAAAGAAUCGAAGUUAUCCUGGAUUCUGGCGCAGACGACGCACAAGGAAAGGCAAUAAAGACGGAAGGCAGAAGGAUGCUGAACUUAACGUUCUUUGAUGACAACGGAAGCUUUUGUCGCAUUCAGGAAGCCUUCACCGUUGCCUCGGUGAUCAACCCGCUGAUGGCCAUAGGCAAGCUGUUUCGAGAAGGUUGGGAGUUGCGAGUUAACGAAGAAGAAGGUAUGUGCCUUACAGAUGGAAGCUCAAGAAUACCAGUGCAUCUCCACAAGAACAGCUUGGCAGCCUACGCCUACGUACAAACUCCUUCAAGAAGCAGAGGCUACAGCAGCAACAACUACAAGAUGGUUCGCACUGUUGUCCAACUCAACAAGCACGUUCAGGAAGCAGUGAACAAAGAAGAACCUGGUUGGCACAACACAGACAGCAUGGUGAUCGUGAAGUACGAGGAAAGGAAGUGGUUACAGCCAUUUCAGCAAAGCCAAUUCCACUUUGGAUCCUUGGCACUCCUUAUGCUGCUGGAGAUCGAGCAGACCAAGAAAGCCAUGGUCGUGACUACUGGAAGAUGGUUUCGAGUGAAGCCAGAAGUUGUUGAAGACCUGAAGGCAGAAGCUGCAGCAGAGGAGCUAAAGAAGAAGAAAGAAGAGCACUACCAAGAGAAGGAAGACUCAGCAGCACCACCAGAAGCAGAAGAGAGCAAAGAUGAGGAGAUGAGAGAAGCACAAGAAGACCAAGAAGCACCACAAGAAGUUGUUGAAGUUUUGGAGGAAAGCUUCCACCACGAAGGCGUCGAGUACACAGCACAAAGAAGCAGUCUUAAAGAACUACAAGCACUUUGCAGAGAGUACGGAGUCAAGACCACAGGAAGCAAGAAGCAGCUCUUGAAGAGACUAGCCACAGCAGUCAGAGAAGAAAGGCUCAGCGCGCAACACAAGGAACAACGGGAACACCACCAAGCAUACCACUUAGCACCACCACAGGAACCAACGGAAGAGGAGAGAGCGUACCACAACUUGACGCACCUUCCGUAUCAGCCUUGGUGUCCCCAUUGCGUUGCUAUGAAAGCACGAGAAGACAACCACAAGAAAGGAUUGAGCAAGCCAAGCAGCUCUACGGAUUCCGCGAAGCCCGUCAUCAGUUUUGACUUUUGCUAUACAAGCACCACAGGAAGUGAAGAGCCACCAGCAGUGACUCUUGUCGCUGUGGACAGCUGGAGCAAGGCAGUUCUUGCGGUGCCCUGCAAGAGGAAAGGAGGAGCAGGAAGCACGACGCAUCUCGCGGAAGCACUCGUGCAGUUCACCACGCAGCUCGGGUACAACGCCCUCGUUCUCAAAGCAGACAACGAGAACGCAGCCAAAGCACUCAAAGACAAAGUACAGAAGGAAGAACGCGAACAGCUCGAGAACGACGAGGCCGCUAGCGACCCUCCGAGUUCGGAGGAACCAAGCUCACCCAGCAAGCUACGAAAGCAGGUCAACAGAGCAGAGGAAACAGACGGUUACCUCAACAUGCCUCAUGAUGAUGAAGUCUAUGAAGCAGAUGAUGAGUUUGUGUACGAGUCGGAAGAAGAAGAAGAGGAGACAGAGAGUGAACCAACGGAAGCUUCUACCAAGGUCCCUGUCGAGUUCUUCGACGAGGAGAAAGGACCACCGAAUGUGGAUCCAGAUUUUCUUCAGAAGUUGGAUGAUGAAGCUACAGUCAAAGAAAUCAAGAGGUUAACAAAGAUGGGAGUUAUUUCGUUGGUUUCUACGGACCCUCAGGAAGCAACUGAGAACGUACCUCUGGUAGACUCAGAACAAGAACUUCACAAGUGGUUGACAACGAAGUUGGUGAAAGAUUGGAGGUUCAGAGAAGCUACAGGUUUUGAAGUUGAUGAAGCCACAGCAGGAACAACAAAGCCCAAGCAGAUUCAAAGAAUUACAAAACUGGUUCCCAUGUUGGCUCUCGCCAACAAUUGGGCGAUCUACAGUGUCGACGUGAAGGGCGCGUUUCUACAAGUCAACGCGACGCAUCCAGUCUUUGGUCAGACUUUUGUGAUGGUCUUUUGGUGGAAGAGAAGUUUGAGCGUUGUACAGCAGUUCCAGCACUUUACCGUCUUCUACGACAAGGCAGCCUACGUACAACACGUACCUUUCGCCGCAGCUCAUGAAGUAGCAAGCUCAAAAGAAGUCCCAAGCAGUCCUGGAAGCAUGUCGCUUCUGGAAGUCCUGGUGACGCUCGCCAUGGUGUGCAUGGCGGCAUACUUUGUCGUCAACGAGAUGAGAAAGCCGCAGAAGCACAAGAAGUCUAAGAAAGAGGUGAACUACGACGUGGACUCCUUCGACGAGGCAAAGAAAGAAGUGACAGAGAGAACAGAGAAGUUGAAGAAGGUUGAGGAAAGCCUGGAGAAGGAAAAGGAGGAGUUCGAAAACCGAAAGACAGAGUUUGAGGAGACAGUGAAAAGGUUUUUGAAGAAGCAGAAGGAGGCCCUAAGCGAGAAGGAGACAGCCCUUGAAGAAGCUGAGGAGAACGUCAAAGCAAAGGAAGCAGAGGUUGAGAAGAAGAAGAAAGAGGCAGAGAAGAGAGAGAGAAAAGCCCAGGAAAGAACCGUCGGCUACGACCAAGAGAGAGAAGAGUACGCCAAGAAGUACGUGGACGACGCAAAGAAGGACUUGGAGAGAGAGCUUAAAGUGCUAAAGCAAGAAGAGAAAGUAAGGAACCAAAAGCUCGACGACCUCCAGUACGACUACAAGAGCCUCAAGGAGGAAGUGGACGCACUUCUACUUGCAGCUAAGGACAAGAUCGUGAAGUACAAGAAGAAGGUCAAAAGCCUCAAGGAAACCAUAGGUGCAGCCUUGUCUGGAAGUGAAGGUGAAGAAGAGACAGAAGAAGCGUACAAGACCAAAGCAGAGGAAGAGAAAGAGAAGGCAGAGGCUAAGGCAAAAGAAGAAGAGAAGAAGAAAGGAAAGAAGCCAAAGCAGGUAGAGACAGAAGACCCAGAAGAGAAGCCCUCAAGCAACCAAGGAGACGAGAACACCUUCGACCCGAACGACAUAGCCGAGUUCACGCAGCUUGGCUACGUGUGGGAGUUCAACAAGAAGACGCAAGAGUACCGCGCGAAGUGCGAGGACAAGAAAGGAGCCCCAAGAAUCAAGAACGCUCCGGUGAAAGGCCGCCUCCUUUGGAACAAGGUGACGGAGUGCUACAGAAGGCACAACGUGUGGUUUACAGACGGAAAGGAAUUGGAUAAAUUCCUCGAGACCAAGGAGAACGAGAAGAUCGAGGAAGAGAACGACGGUUGGUGGUACAACGACCAGUGGAACAACGAGAACUGGAACACCACCGACGACGGCAGCAACUGGUACGAGAACACGAACCCGCAGAACAAAGGCUACUGGCAGACGCCAGAAGAGUGGGCGCAGCAGAACCAGUGGGAGCAGUGGACACCCAAAGGAAAGAGCAAAGUCAAGAAGUCCAAGAACUGGGUGCAGACCCAGUGA
Molecule: messenger RNA, 3966 nt
Organism: Symbiodinium sp. CCMP2592
Lineage: Eukaryota; Dinophyceae; Suessiales; Symbiodiniaceae
Source: the annotation of a GenBank genome assembly